GAAGACGAGAAAAGUCGUUUCCGUUUCCGUUCCUCACAAGAUCACGACAGAAGGAAGAGAAAGGGAUAGAGAGAGAGAGAGAGAGAGAGAGAGGAGAGAGUGAUUUUACCUCGGUCUUUCUUGCCUACGGACUCGCAUUCCACGCUCUCCCCCAACUUCCAUUCCCCGCUAUCCUUGCUCGCCUACCUACCUUUCCAUUCUCUUCGAUGGAAGUCGGUAGCGCCAGUUCCUGUUCGCCACCGAGUAACGCGUGCGUGGAAGGAGAUUCCGGGUCAUAGUGACCCUGCUCUUUGUCGCGACCGGGCGGAAAGGAGUUCAAGAGGCAGCAGUGGCAGAGGCGUUACAGAAGCGUUGCUUUAAAACGCUCGAUUAAGGGAGAAUAGAGAGGAGGACGAGGAGAAUUUCUUGUUUUUGGGUGUUGGCUGAUCGAACCCAGAUUUCCGCGAAGAACCACUUGUCUUGUUGAACUCAUAAUAAACAUGAACCGUUUGAACCAUGUGGAGCAUCUCUCAGUUGCAAUAAUCCGUUUGUCUUUUUGUUCUUAAAAGACAUGGCAAAAACUGUAAAUGUGGCAUGCAGCAGUUUUCUUAGGAAUCCAAAUGAGAAUAUGAGGCUUGCUGUAGCUAUCAUAUUUGGAAUUGGUUUAGGUUUUUUUGGUGGAAUUUCCUUUCCGUCAUCUAAUAUUGCAAAGCAGCUCCGCUUGACUAGUAGCGUCAUGGCCCAUAUCGAGGACAGGAAGUCAGGCCUUGCAACUGAAGCACUGUUGAACCAUGCUUUUGCUUCAGCACAAAGUCGCAACGUGAACAAUUCAAUAUUACCUUAUGAUGAUUCUUCAAAGAUCUACAUUUCUACAAAUCUUCGUGGUGCAGAAAGAUUACCACCGGAUAUUAUAGUAUCUGAGUCAGAUCUCUACCCACGAAGGUUAUGGGGCGAUCCAAGUGAGGAUUUGCAGAUCCAACAGAAGUACCUUGUAACUUUCACAGUUGGAUAUGACCAGAAAAAAAAUAUUGAUGCAGCUAUUAAAAAGUUCUCAGAGAAUUUUACAAUCAUGCUGUUCCAUUAUGACGGUCGGGCAAGUGAGUGGGAUGAAUUUGAAUGGUCAAAGAAGGCAAUUCACAUUAGCAUAAGAAAACAAACUAAAUGGUGGUUUGCUAAGCGCUUUCUGCACCCUGAUAUCGUGGCACCGUAUGACUACAUAUUUAUUUGGGAUGAAGAUCUUGGAGUUGAGCAUUUUAAUGCGGAAGAAUACAUUAAACUGGUAAAGAAACAUGGCUUAGAAAUUUCACAGCCUGGCUUAGAAGCAAAUAAAGGUUUGACAUGGCAAAUGACAAAGAGGAGAGGGGACAAAGAAGUUCACAAGGAAACUGAAGAGAAACCUGGAUGGUGUUUUGACCCUCAUCUACCGCCAUGUGCUUCGUUUGUCGAGAUAAUGGCGCCUGUUUUUUCCCGAGAUGCUUGGCGUUGCACAUGGCAUAUGAUUCAGAAUGACUUGGUCCAUGGAUGGGGUCUUGAUUUUGCCCUUAGAAGAUGUGUCGAGCUGGCUCACGAACAAAUUGGCGUAGUAGAUGCACAAUGGAUUGUUCAUCACGGUGUUCUGACACUUGGAAACCAGGACCUGAAGCUGAAUGGAAAACCAGAACGGGAAGGAGUGAGAGCGCGGUGCCGAAAGGAAUGGAGGAUGUUCCAAAAUCGAAUGGCGAGUGCGGAAAGGUCAUAUUUCAAAGCGACGAGGGAAAACUCACUCUAUCCUACAGCUACUCAGAUGAAUCACUAACACUGAUUCUUUUUCUUUUUUAUCUUAAUUUUUUUUUCUAUCACAGAAAGGGUAAGGGGAUAGAGGUAGCAUUUAGUGUUGUGGGACUUGAACAUGAUCUAUCAGUUUACCGAUCAAUCCAAAAAUGUUAAUGUGAUGCGAGUCAAA
Zingiber officinale is the source of this 1921-nucleotide messenger RNA. RefSeq lists its product as uncharacterized. Bases 551 to 1774 code for a protein of 407 amino acids. The transcript is spliced from 15 exons. NCBI's taxonomy places the organism in Eukaryota, Viridiplantae, Streptophyta, Magnoliopsida, Zingiberales, Zingiberaceae. The record is from RefSeq and is a predicted model, not a curated record.